GCUUCCUGGCGCUUUGCCUCAGGAGGGGGCUCUGCCCUGGCCUUCUCUGAGGCUGAUUGGCCAAGGCCGCCCAGUGGGGCUCCAUGGCCUCCCGGAGUCCUACUGGAGCAAUUCAGUCUCACGGCCUCGCCUUGGAUAUGUUUCUGACAAUAGCACUGCUUCGAAAUAAAAUUCCUGGGGGACAAUGGAUUGGUAAACACAGAAGGCCAAGAUUUGUUACGGUUCAUAUGAAGAACAAUAUGAUCCGGAGGCUCGAAAUAGAAGCUGAAAAUGAAUACUGGUUGAGCCAACCAUAUAUGACAAAAGAGCAAGAGUUCUGCCACAAUCGAGAACGUAGACAAGCGUAUUUUAAGGCACUUGUGGCUGCAGCAAAAUCUAAGUUUCCUGAACACAAGUAUGCUACUGAACAUCUGGACCAUCUUAAUGUGACCAAAAAAUGGACAAGUUCUUGAAGUGCAUGCAGAAAUAUUCAGAUGGACUGCUUGAAUCCAGGGACUGGACUGUUUGUAUUUGCUGAAAGUGGUAAUAAUCGGUUGUAGCAUGGCCUGUGAAUAAAUAUAUUGCUCUCCA
Sceloporus undulatus (fence lizard) is the source of this 570-nucleotide messenger RNA. It is a transcript of the gene MRPL57, whose product is annotated as mitochondrial ribosomal protein L57. Gene Ontology annotation, cellular component: mitochondrial ribosome. The transcript has 2 exons. Lineage: Eukaryota; Metazoa; Chordata; Lepidosauria; Squamata; Phrynosomatidae. Gene Ontology annotation, molecular function: structural constituent of ribosome. The coding region runs from base 84 to 452 and encodes 122 amino acids. The record is from RefSeq and is a predicted model, not a curated record. Gene Ontology annotation, biological process: mitochondrial translation.